AUGCUCUCUCUAACUCUGACAGCUGAUUUGCAGGGUGUCUCAAACCUCCAACCCCAGGACACAGAAGAGGAACCAUACUACUACACCUUCAAGGUCCUCUGUAGCUCGUGCCGAGAGGAGCAUCCCAAUUGGGUCAGUUUUAAUCGUUAUGAAAAACAUGACAUCCCCGGCAGUCGCGGCGAAGCCAAUUUUGUAUGGAAAUGCAAACUCUGCGGUAAAACACACUCGGCAUCCAUAACAGCAGGUCCAAACGCCUACCAAAUCCCCGAGAACCCCAAAAACAAGACUCAAAAGAUCAUUGAACUCGACUGUCGCGGUCUCGAGUUUACGGAGUUCAAGGCUGAGGGAGACUGGGAAGCAAAAGGAGCAGAAACAACCACCUCCUUUGCGGGCAUUGAUCUGUCCGAGGGUGAGUGGUAUGAUUAUGAUGAGAAGGCGGGUGAGGAAGUUAGUGUCAAAGACGUCAAGUUUGAGAUUAGGAAUGUUAAGUAA
This is a messenger RNA of Talaromyces marneffei, 492 nucleotides long. RefSeq lists its product as uncharacterized. The transcript has 5 exons. NCBI's taxonomy places the organism in Eukaryota, Fungi, Ascomycota, Eurotiomycetes, Eurotiales, Trichocomaceae. Gene Ontology annotation, molecular function: zinc ion binding. The coding region runs from base 1 to 492 and encodes 163 amino acids. The record is from RefSeq and is a predicted model, not a curated record.